Messenger RNA from Limulus polyphemus (Atlantic horseshoe crab), 964 nucleotides. RefSeq lists its product as uncharacterized. Lineage: Eukaryota; Metazoa; Arthropoda; Merostomata; Xiphosura; Limulidae. The transcript has 7 exons. The record is from RefSeq and is a predicted model, not a curated record. The coding region runs from base 75 to 569 and encodes 164 amino acids.
CGGAGGAGGGACUUGAACUAGUUCUUAAUGGUCAAUAUGCCUUCAUCAAAGAGAAAUCUUAUCUAGACGUAAAAAUGUCUGAAGAUUACAAAAAAACCAAUUCCUGCAGAAUGCAUCUAGCUAAAGAAGAAUUCUUUAAGGUGGGAUUUGGAAUAGCAUUACAGAAAAACUCUCCUUACCUAAGAUUCUUCAACAUGGACGUUGCAAUAAAUUCGUCCUCGGAAGAUGAAUUUUCUGUCUUUGAAGGCUUCGUUGGAUACUGCACACGAAGAUACAAAAUGGGUUUGCUGCACUGUGUAGAAGAGAAUUUCGGAAUGAGAGAAAAGCUCAUAAAUGCCUGGGUUCACUGCUUGGCUAAUAUGGAGAUGGAAAUCACCAACAUCGAGGAAGCAGCCAAUGCAAUCUGCGUACCAAAUCCAAGAUUUCAGAAUCCAAGAAUAUUCACCACUUGCGUCAUGGAAAAGACAGAGACAACGAAAUGGUUUUGGUACGAACUUGGAAUUGUGAUGAAGGAAUGUUUGACCAUGGAUAACUACAGCCACGAGAACUGGACCCGCGUUCAUUACUGAAUAAAGGGUUCUGACGGAAUUAUCGAAACGGAAAACAACAAUUAAUAUUACACAUUUUUUUCCAGAUACGAGUGUUGGUGUUGCUUUAUCAGUUUAUGAUACCUUUAUAUGACCUAUUCACUUUUAAUCUCCGGAAAUUUAUGGAUGCACCAAAAGCACAAAACAUAAUAUAAUUUUGGUAUUUUUUGUUGCUUACGAUUAAACUUAUCAAGUAACAAAGUUAGUGUAACAUGAUAGAAUCUAAAAAAUUCUAACAACUUGUCACAGAUGAGAACAUGUUAUAGUUCGCAAAACUUACCUCUGUGUGAGGGUUCUUAAUGUUGCUAAAAGAAAAGUUAUUUUAUCCAAUUAGUUUUACUAAUAAAAGUUAAUUAAGUGAUUUGAAAAUUUUACUU